Molecule: messenger RNA, 1270 nt
Organism: Caenorhabditis angaria
Lineage: Eukaryota; Metazoa; Nematoda; Chromadorea; Rhabditida; Rhabditidae
Source: the annotation of a GenBank genome assembly
AUGAACUGCACGCGGUUCAUGUUGCGAAAUGAAUAUUUCGUCGUAAGUUUUAUGUGUUUCCAAAUUUCAUAACCAGCCAUCAAAAUAUUUUAGAACAUGUAUGCAAAUCCAAGAAGUUCUCUUUUAGUGAGCAGCAUUUUCAUUUUCAUUCUCCUAUCUUUGGUUUCAUUUCACUGCCUUCUUUUUAAUUUACAUCUUCGAGUUCGUCAAAAACUUCAUCCAUUUUUUGCGAUUAUUUUUGGAAUUGUCAUAAUUAUGCACGUUUUAUACACUUUUGGAGAACUCGUAUCACAUUGUAUAUUUUUGAUCUUCCCAAAUAAUUCGGCUAUGUUUUAUUCGAUGGUUUUAACAAGAUUAUCGUAUUCCGCGAUUUCUCCUCUUUGUUUCGGAUGCGUUUUUGGUGAGUUCAAAAAAUCGGCUAGACGUCUGACAUAUAUUUAUAUAUUUGCAGAACGACUUUUCGCUACAAUCUUGGUUGCAAAAUAUGAAUCUUAUAGGAAUUGGUUUCUAUUUUUAGUUAUAAUAAUACCACCCAUUGUGAGUUCAAGAACAGGCUUCAAUAAGAUUUGGAUUGAAAACUAAACUUUCAGGCUAUUUUCAUAUAUUUUGAUUUUAUUCAUCAUGACACCGCUUAUGAAUUAUCUGCAGUUUCACUUAUCACAGUUCUAGCCUGUAUUGUUUUAUAUUUUUUCAAUAGAAAAAUGACAGAAAAUUGUGAAAAUCUGGAUUUUGUGGCGACGAUUAGUGUUUCUGAAAAAUAUCAGAUUUUGGAGAACAUGGUGUAAGUUCGGAAAUAGAAAGUUGAUAUUAAGAACAACUAUGGAUUUUAGGGUUGUGAGAAAGGGUCUUCUACCAAUUCUUAUUCUUGGAUUAUUGAUAAAUUUGAGUGAUUUUGUUGCUUAUCGGAUCACUGAAAAGAUGAUUGAUGGAAAAUCAGAUUGUCAACAACACAAAGUUUAUAUUCCGUAUAUAAUUUUCAAUGGACUUUCAGUAUUUUUGGAAUAUUGUGUACCUCUGAGUAUUAUUUUGGAAUGGAAACACUACAGAUCUAGUAAGUUUCGAAGCUCACAAUCAAAGCUCCGCUUCUUAUCUCACAAUCAAAAUUAUUUCAGAUUUAUCUCCUUGUUGUCGACGUUUUUUUGGUGCAACUGGAAAAGUAGCAGCAAUAACUGAAACGAAUGUUCAAAUCAGAAAUGCAUUAGGAAAAGUAAUAAGCAAACAUCCGACUACAUCGGAAUAUUUUGACAAUUUGAACAUGCAAUGGGGUUAA